AUGAUGCUUCACUCUUGUUCACAGCCUACCACCUUGUCGUUUCUGCCUGAGAAAAUGUCCACUGCAUAUACAUCAACACAAGUAAAAACCUAUUCAUUUGGGGUCAGUUACACCCGAAAAGAGAAAUCGAAGAUGUUGUCAGCCGGGUUGUGCGUGGUGGUGGCAGUACUGCUUGUCAUCUGCGUCACUCACUGGAUCUACAAAUGGAGGAACCCAAAAAAAAGCAAAAAUGGAGUCCUCCCUCCUGAUUCCAUGGGCCUUCCUUUCAUUGGGGAGACCCUUUCUUUGAUCAUUCCCAGCUACUCUCUUGCCCUGCACCCCUUCAUCAAAAAGAGAAUUGAAAGGGGGAGGGAGAAGAGGGGGGGGGGGGGGGGGGGGGGGAGCAAUGGAAUUCCAAAAUUUUCUAGACAAUUUAGGAGCAUUUCUCCUUCGAUUGCUCUGGGAUGA
Molecule: messenger RNA, 447 nt
Organism: Ilex paraguariensis (yerba mate)
Lineage: Eukaryota; Viridiplantae; Streptophyta; Magnoliopsida; Aquifoliales; Aquifoliaceae
Source: the annotation of a GenBank genome assembly